AUGGCGAACCCGUACCAGCGCUUGCUGACCGAGCUGCCGAACCCUGAUGGCGGCUCCUUUGGCUCGUAUUACAGCCUCCCCGCGCUCAACGACCCUCGCAUCGAUGAGCUGCCAAUCUCCAUUCGGUAUCUUUUGGAGUCCGCCAUUCGCAACUGCGAUAAUUUCCAGGUCAUGGAGAAGGAUAUCGAAAAGAUCCUGGACUGGGCCAACACCUCCCAGCACCAAGUCGAGAUCCCGUUCAAGCCUGCGCGUGUCAUCCUGCAGGAUUUCACUGGCGUUCCCGCUGUUGUGGACCUUGCUGCGAUGAGGGACGCCAUGAAGGAGUCUGGCGGCGAUCCGAAUGCCAUCAACCCUCAGGUCUCUGUGGAUCUUAUGAUCGUCCUCUCGGUGCAAGUGGAUUACGUAGGGGCGUUCAACGCGGUGCCAGUGGAUCUGGUGAUCGGCCACUCGGUGCAGGUGGACUACGGGGGGGUAUCCAACACGCUGAGCCUUCUGAGGCGCCUUGGAGUCAAUUCUGUCCUUCCCGCGCUUUCCCUCCCCCCUCUUCCCCUUCCCCUCCUCCCCCCUUUCCCCCACCAGGUUCCCGUGGAUCUGGUGAUCGACCACUCGGUGCAGGUGGACUACGCGGGGGCGUCCAACGCGCUGAGCCUCAACAUGGAGCGCGAGUUCGAGCGCAACAGGGAGAGGUUCGCGUUUCUCAAGUGGGGCUCCAAGGCCUUCAGCAACAUGCUCGUGGUCCCGCCUGGCGCUGGCAUCGUGCACCAGGUGAAUCUGGAGUACCUGGCACGGGUGGUGAUGGACAUCAACGGGCUGCUCUACCCGGACAGCGUUGUUGGCACCGACUCCCACACCACCAUGAUCGACGGGCUCGGCGUCGCAGGCUGGGGCGUGAAUCUGGAAUAUCUCGCACGGGUGGUGAUGGACAUCAACGGGCUGCUCUACCCCGACAGCGUUGUCGGCACCGACUCCCACACCACCAUGAUCGACGGGCUCGGCGUUGCAGGCUGGGGCGUGGGGGGCAUCGAGGCCGAAGCAGUGAAUCUGGAAUAUCUCGCACGGGUGGUGAUGGACAUCAACGGGCUGCUCUACCCCGACAGCGUUGUCGGCACCGACUCCCACACCACCAUGAUCGACGGGCUCGGCGUCGCAGGCUGGGGCGUGGGGGGCAUUGAGGCCGAAGCAGCCAUGCUCGGGCAGGCCAUGAGCAUGGUCCUCCCGCAAGUCGUGGGCUUUAAGCUCACGGGAAAACUCCAGCCGGGAGUUACCGCCACGGACCUCGUCCUCACGUGUACGCAGAUGCUGAGGAAGCACGGCGUGGUGGGGAAAUUCGUGGAGUUUUACGGGGAGGGGACGAGGGAGCUGUCUCUGGCGGACCGGGCAACGGUGGCGAAUAUGUCGCCAGAGUAUGGGGCGACCAUGGGGUUCUUUCCUGUGGAUUCGGUGACGCUGCAGUAUCUGAGGGUGACCGGGAGGGAUGAGACGAAGCUGAAGCAGAUUGAGACGUACAUGCGCGCGAACAAUCUGUUCAUGGACCAUACCACUGCUGGAGAGGCGGAGGCCAAGCGCAAGUACUCGUCCUACUUGGAGCUAGACCUCGCCACGGUGGAGCCCUGCGUCUCUGGACCCAAGAGGCCGCAUGACCGAGUGACUUUGAAGACCAUGAAGUCCGACUGGCACGCUUGCCUCGACAACCCUGUCGGUUUCAAGGGCUUCGCGAUCCCUAAGGCCCAGCAGGACAAGGCAGUGAAGGUGACUCUCAAGGAAGGGGUGGAAUCCGAGCUGAAGCACGGAUCCGUGGUCAUUGCUGCCAUCACCUCCUGCACCAACACGUCCAACCCGUCGGUGAUGCUGGCGGCAGCGAUCGUGGCGAAGAAGGCGAGUGAGAGGGGGCUGCAGGUGAAGCCGUACGUGAAGACGAGCCUGGCGCCUGGCUCCAACGUCGUCACCAAGUACCUGGAGGCCAGUGGCCUCCUCCCGGCUUUGGAGGGCCAGGGCUUUCACGUGGUGGGCUAUGGCUGCACAACGUGCAUUGGGAACUCGGGGGAGAUUCACGAGGCCGUUGGACAGGCCAUCGCUGACAACGAUUUGGUUGCGGCAGCGGUGCUCUCUGGUAACCGUAACUUUGAAGGGCGUGUGCAUCCCCUCACCCGAGCCAACUACCUUGCAUCCCCGCCCCUCGUCGUGGCAUACGCGCUUGCUGGCACGGUGGACAUUGACUUUGAGACGGAGCCCAUCAGCACUGACAAGGAUGGCAAGGAGGUGUUUCUGAGGGACAUCUGGCCCAGCAAGGAGGAGGUGGCCGAGGUGGUUGAAAGGGCGGUUCUCCCUCAGUUCUUCCAGUCAGUCUACAAGGCAGUGAAGGAGGGCGCCACCAACGCCCUCUGGAACAGCCUGCCUGCGGAGAACGAGCCUCUGUACCGCUGGGAACCGUUCUCCACCUACAUCCACGACCCGCCCUACUUCAAGAACUUCCCCCGCGACCCCCCUGGUGGCAAGGACGUAAAGGACGCCUUCUGCCUGCUCAACGUGGGCGACUCCAUCACCACCGAUCAUAUUUCCCCUGCAGGGAGCAUCCACAAGGACAGUCCUGCAGCAAGGUAUCUCACAGAAAGGGGCGUUCCCAGGAAGGAUUUCAACUCAUAUGGCAGCAGGCGGGGCAACGACGAGGUUAUGACUCGCGGCACGUUCGCGAAUAUCCGGCUGGUGAACAAGCUUGCGGGAGGAGAGGUGGGACCCAAGACGGUGCAUUUGCCCUCAGGAGAGAAGAUGAGUGUCUUCGAUGCUGCCAUGAGGUACAAGGCGGAGGGCCAUCCCACCAUUGUGCUGGCAGGGGCGGAGUAUGGAAGUGGCUCUUCCCGUGACUGGGCUGCCAAGGGACCGUAUCUGCAGGGAGUGCGGGCGGUGAUCUCCGUCUCAUUCGAGCGCAUUCACCGCAGCAACCUGGUGGGGAUGGGCAUCAUCCCGCUGUGCUUCAAGCCCGGCCAAAACGCCGAGACGCUGGGGCUCACCGGCAAGGAGCGCUUCUCCUUCUCCCUGCCGCCGGUGGAUCAGAUCCAGCCCGGGCAGGACGUGGUGGUUUCCACGGACAACGGAAAGUCGUUUACCUGCACGCUGCGCUUUGAUACUGAGCUCGAAAAGGCCUACUACAAUCACGGGGGCAUUCUGCACUUUGUGCUGCGUCAACUGCUGGCCAAGUCCACUGCUGCUUGA
Molecule: messenger RNA, 3210 nt
Organism: Closterium sp. NIES-65
Lineage: Eukaryota; Viridiplantae; Streptophyta; Zygnematophyceae; Desmidiales; Closteriaceae
Source: the annotation of a GenBank genome assembly